Molecule: messenger RNA, 2399 nt
Organism: Ficedula albicollis (Collared flycatcher)
Lineage: Eukaryota; Metazoa; Chordata; Aves; Passeriformes; Muscicapidae
Gene: TMEM39B
Product: transmembrane protein 39B
Exons: 8
Coding region: 776-2245 (489 amino acids)
Cellular component (GO): membrane
Source: RefSeq, a predicted model, not a curated record
CUAGGACGGGGUUUUUGGAGAACUCCCGAGCUCAGCAUCAGCUUUAAAACUCCUUUGAGAUCAGUUUCUGAACCUUCAGCAGAUAUUUUGUUGCUGCAGAUGCAAAUUUCAAAGCGGUGCAAGCUGGAAACGAUCCACCAGGAAAAGGAAUGUGCAGUCAUUGAGCUGAGUUUCCCUCACAGCUCAGAUUUCACUUGGAAAUGUGGUUUUUUCUCCUGAGGUUAACAGGAUCCAAAGAAAGCUUGAAAAAGCUUGGGAUGAUUUUUUGUGUGAAAAAAAAAAAGCACUGGAAAAGCAGAACCCAUUGACCUGAGUGCCAUCAAAACACAAAACAAAAAUACCCUAAAAAUGCGGAUUUUUCCCAUCUUAAAGAGCCAAGGAUAAAACAACAAUUUUGAAAAGCUGUAAGCUUCAAUUCUAAUACAAAAUGAUACCAAAAUAUCCCAAAAUUCUGAAUUCUUGGGGCCAAACUGUCGAGCAUCCCUUGAGCGUGGUCCCAGAUUUCUGAAUUCUGAAUUCAGCUGUCGGGCAUCCAUUGAGUGUGGCAAACAGGGAUCACACCGCAGGGGUGCAGAUGGGAUUGGUUUUGAACAGUGAAUCCCCAGCACCUCGGCAGGGCUGGAGCUCCUUGGGGCAAAAACAAGAGGAGCCAUGUGGUUUAUCCCGCACCGGUGGGGGGUGAUGCUGAUGGAUCCGUGCUCCCUGUGUCCCUGCAGUGCUGGGGGCCGAGCCCAGCCCGCAGUGAGCAGCCGGGAAAUCCCCCAAGGUGCCGGGCAUGGCCGGGGGACGCCGGGGUCCCAACAGGAGCUCCUACUGCCGGAACCCCCUGUGCGAGCCCGGGGCCGCCGGCGCCGCCGCGCACUCCUCGGGCUCCUCGGUGAGCGGCGUGCGCUCCCGGACCAGGAGUGGCUCAGGGACAGGCCUGUCCAGCCCCCCCCUGGCAGCUCAGACAGUCGUUCCCCUGCGGCACUGCAAGAUCCCCGAGCUGCCCGUGGAGAGGAGCGUCCUGUUCGAGCUGCAGCUCUUCUUCUGCCACCUGGUCGCCCUCUUCGUGCACUACAUCAACAUCUACAAGACAGUGUGGUGGUACCCACCCUCCCACCCUCCUUCUCACACCUCCCUGAACUUUCACCUCAUCGACUUCAACGUGCUGACGGUGACAACCAUCGUCCUGGCACGGCGCCUCAUCGGCGCUGUCGUCAAGGAGGCUUCCCAGAGUGGCAAAGUCUCCCUGGCACGCUCCAUCUUCCUGGUGGUCACUCGCUUCGCCGUGCUCACGGGCACGGGCUGGAGUUUGUGUCGCUCCAUCAUCCACCUGUUCAGGACCUACUCAUUCCUCAACCUCCUGUUCCUCUGCUACCCGUUUGGGAUGUACAUCCCCUUCCUCCAGCUGAACUGUGACUUCAGGAAGGCAGGGCUCUUCGCCCAGGUGGCCAACAUUGGCCCCAGGGACACGGGGGAGGUGACAAACCGGGGCAGGGACUACCUGACAGUGCUGAAGGAGACCUGGAAGCAGCACACGAGGCAGAUGUACGGCAUGGAGGCCAUGCCCAGCCACGCCUGCUGCCUGUCCCCCGACCUCAUCCGCAACGAGGUGGAAUUCCUGAAAAUGGACUUCAACUGGCGCAUGAAGGAGGUGCUGGUGAGCUCCAUGCUCAGUGCCUACUACGUGGCCUUCGUGCCCGUGUGGUUUGUCAAGAACACCCAGUACUACGACAAACGCUGGUCCUGUGAGCUCUUCCUGCUGGUUUCCAUCAGCACCUCGGUGAUCCUCAUGCAGUACCUGCUCCCUGCUCGCUACUGUGACCUGCUGCACAAGGCUGCAGCACACCUGGGCUGCUGGCAGAAGGUGGAUCCAGCCCUCUGCUCCAACGUGCUGCAGCACCAGUGGACUGAGGAGUGCAUGUGGCCUCAGGGGGUGCUGGUGAAGCACAGCAAGAACGUUUACAAGGCCGUGGGUCACUACAACGUGGCCGUGCCCUCGGACGUCUCGCACUUCCGAUUCCACUUCUUUUUCAGCAAACCACUGCGAAUCCUCAACAUCCUGAUCCUGCUGGAAGGAGCUGUCAUCUUCUACCAGCUCUACUCACUGAUUUCCUCAGAGAAGUGGCACCAGACCAUCUCUCUGGCUCUGAUCCUCUUCAGCAACUACUACGCCUUCUUCAAGCUGCUGCGGGACCGCCUGGUGCUGGGCAAAGCCUAUUCCUAUGCUGCCAGCAGGGACUCAGAGCAGAAGUUAAAUUAAAACAAUUGCACUGCUGCUCUCAGCCUGUUACAGAACAAACAAAAACCAGAAACCCUCAGAGCUUUGUAUUUUUGUUACCACUGCUUUUUUUUGUUGUUGUUGUCGUUUUCUUUGAUAACUGAUGUAAUUAAAAGGAAGAGAAAAAAAAAAACAU